Molecule: messenger RNA, 3759 nt
Organism: Salvia hispanica
Lineage: Eukaryota; Viridiplantae; Streptophyta; Magnoliopsida; Lamiales; Lamiaceae
Source: RefSeq, a predicted model, not a curated record
AUGGCGAAAGGUGGAAAAAGGACGAAAUUGCAGCACGAGGCUGGCGACUCGCCAGCUUCGCAUCAGUACCAACCUGGCGACUCGCCAGGUCCUUCGCCCAGAAUUGCCGAGAGCAGCUGGCGACUCGCCAGCUUCACCGUACAACGAACCUGGCGACCCGCCAGUUUGCUACCGCUGCAUGGUGCACCUCCCAAGUUUGCUCAAUUGUAUAUUUAUGACACGGAUAAUGAGAUCAAUCAUAGAAUGGAGUCCGUGAGGGAGGGAAAUAUUGUUAAUGAUCUUCACUCUGAGAUUGUAUGUGACUUACAAUUUAUGUUGAAUGAGUAUAAUGUGUUGGUAAAGUCAUUCCGUUUGGCUAAAGAAAUGAUCAAUCAACAAAAUCCAUCAAAUGUGAAAUUGAGGUUGCUUGGUAAAAGAGGUAGGGAUGGAAGGACUUAUAACCUACCUUCUGUUUCUGAGGUAGCCAUGCUUGUGGUUGGAGAUUUUGACCACGCAUUAGGUGAUAGAGACAUUAUUGUUGAAAAACAGUCAGGGAAGCUACAACGCAUUAAUGAACUUCAUCCUUCUUAUCUUGCAUUGCAAUAUCCGUUGUUGUUCCCUUAUGGGGAUGGUUAUACAGAAUUCAUAGGUUUUUCUGAUUCUUCUACUUCCUCAUUGACUAAUAGAAAGAGAGUUAGCCCUAAAGAUUUUUUUUCGUACCGCAUGCAUGAUAGAGUUGCUGAGUGUUCUAUUAUUUUGUAUGCGAAGCUAUUGUUUCAACAAUUUAUUGUGGACGCAUACACUAUGAUUGAAUCUGGACGAUUGACGUUUGUUCGAACGCAACAAAAGAAAUUGCGCGCUGAAAUUUAUAGCGGGUUGGAGGAGGCCGUUCUACGUGGUGAAACUGAUAGUUCCAGACAUGGAAAACGAGUUAUCUUGCCUUCCAGUUUUGUUGGUGGUGCCCGGUAUAUGAUUCAGAAUUACCAAGAUGCGAUGGCUAUAUUUAUUUACACCAUUGAGUUUCAGAAACGUGGAUUGCCCCAUGCACAUAUUUUGUUUUUUUUAAGCAAUGAGGAUAAACAACCUCAUCCUCGACGCAUUAAUGAAAUUAUAUCUGCUGAAAUUCCUGAUCCAUUGAUUGAUCCUUAUUAUUAUGAGUGCGUCAAAGAGCUUGUGAUGCAUGGUCCAUGUGGUGUUGUUCGAAAAUCAUCCCCUUGCAUGCGUGAUGGACGUUGCACUAAGUAUUAUCCCAAGAAAUUUGUUGCUGAUACAAUCUUUGAUGAUGAUGGUUAUCCCAUUUAUAGGCGUAGAGAUAAUGGUCUGGUUGUGUUGAAGGAUGGUGUUUCUUUGGAUAACAGAUAUGUUGUUCCUCACAAUCAUUUUCUCCUUAUGAAAUAUGGUGGCCAUAUUAAUGUUGAGUGGUGCAAUCAGUCCCUGUCAAUCAAGUAUUUGUUCAAAUAUGUACAUAAAGGUUAUGAUAGGGUGACGACAUCUUUUUUCCAAUCUGGAGUUGAUGGUGUUGAAAAAAAUCUAGAUGAAGUAAGUUUGUAUUAUGAUUGUAGUUAUGUAUCAUCUUGUGAAGCUGCUUGGAGAAUUUUUGGGUUUGAGAUUCAAUACAAGGAUCCUUCAGUUGAACGGUUGAGUUUUCAUCUUCCUAAUGAACAACAUAUCAUUUUUUAUGAAGCCGAUUCAUUGGAUAAUGUCCCGAAUCGUAGGAAAAUUCAUGAGAGUAAGUUCUUAGGUUGGAUGGAGGCAAAUAUGAUAUAUUCUGAAGGGAGAAAUUUGACAUAUGGCGAAUUUCCGACCAAGUUUGUGUGGAAGAAGGAUCAUUGGCAACCUAGAAAACAACGUUAUUUGAUUGGGAGGUUGUUUUAUGUUGCUCCUGGUUCUGGUGAUAUGUAUUACUUGAGAUGUUUGUUGAAUGUCAUUAAGGGAGCUACAUGCUAUGAGGAUCUUAGAUUUGUUAAUGGUGUUCAGUAUGAUACAUUUAGAGAUGCAUGCUUCACUUUAGGAUUGUUGGAUGAUGAUAAAGAGUAUAUUGAUGAAAUUGUUGAGGCUUCUUUUUGGUCAUCUGCCCAUUCACUAAGAUUGUUGUUUGUAAGUCUGUUGUCAUCAGAAUCUGUUUCUCGACCGGAUGUUGUAUGGCAAAAGUGUUGGAAACAUUUAUCCAAUGAUGUUGUUUAUAACCAAAGAAUAUUAAGGAAUCAACCAUGUUUGGUGCUGAGUGAUGAUGAAAUUCAGAAUUUUGUGUUGGCGGAUAUUGAGAAAUUGUUAAUGAAUGUUGGUAAAAGUUUGCGUGAUUACCAUGGUAUGCCGUAUCCAGAAUCGCAGUAUUUUGAAACAUCUCAAAAUACAUUGAUCAGCGAUGAGUUGUGUUAUGAUCGUGAAGCUUUAGGAAGAGAACACUUGGAAUUUCUUUCAAAGUUCACGGAUGAGCAACUUCAUGUUCAUGAUACGAUAAUGUCGUCUGUGAAUUCAACUGAAGGAAGAAUGUUUUUUGUUUAUGGUUAUGGAGGUACUGGAAAAACAUUCAUCUGGAGGUCUUUGUCAGCAGGGAUUCGUUCGAAGGGAGGUAUUGUGUUAAAUGUGGCUUCCAGUGGCAUAGCCUCUUUAUUGUUACCUGGAGGUAGAACAGCUCACUCACGCUUUAAGAUUCCUAUCAAUGUUAAUGAAGAUUCUAUGUGCAAUAUAAAACAAGGUACGGAUCUUGCCGAGCUUAUUAUAAGAUCGAAACUUAUCAUUAUCAUAUGGGAUGAAGCUCCGAUGAUUCAUAAACAUUGCAUAGAAGCCGUUGAUAGGACUUUUAGAGAUAUUCUUCGUGUAUUUAGUGAGUCCGGUAUGGACAAACCGUUUGGUGGAAAAACUAUAGUUUUUGGUGGUGAUUUUAGACAAAUAUUACCUGUUGUUCCUAAAGGGAGUCGACAGAAUAUUGUGAAUGGCACCAUUAACUCUUCAUAUCUUUGGAGUAAUUGUACAGUGUUGAGGUUGACCAGAAACAUGAGACUGUUGAGUGUCGAAUCUUCUGUUGAAGCUUCUAAGUUGAAGGAGUUUUCAUCUUGGGUUGCUUCUAUAGGUGAUGGAGUUGUUGGUGGUCCGAAUGAUGGUGAAGUCGUAAUUGAUCUUCCCUCUGACAUUGUACUGUCUAAUACUGGAGAUCCUCUUAAAACCAUUGUUGAGAACAUAUAUCCUUCUUAUAUGGAUCCUGAAGAGUUGAGCAAUUGUUUGCAUGAUCGUGCUAUACUUGCUCCCACGCUUGAUGUUGUUGAUGAGGUUAACCAGUUCAUGAUUUCGAUGGAUCAGUCUCAAGGUCGGGUAUAUUUGAGCUCUGAUAGCAUUUCAAAUUCAGAUUCCACAUCGAAUGGUUUUGUUGAGAUACAUUCAGUUGAAUUUUUGAAUAAUUUGAAGUGUUCAGGUACCCCUAAUCAUGAAUUGAUGUUGAAAGUUGGAACUCCAGUAAUGUUGUUAAGAAAUAUAGAUCAUUCUAAUGGUUUGUGUAAUGGCACCAGAUUGAUAAUCACCCGGUUAGGUGAUUAUGUUUUGGAGGCCCGUGUCUUGGGGGGGCAUAAUAUUGGUCAUAAAGUUUUGAUUCCGCGAAUGUCAUUGAUACCGUCUAAUCCAAGGCUACCUUUCAGAUUCCAACGACGCCAAUUUCCUUUGGCUGUAUCAUAUGCAAUGACCAUUAACAAAAGUCAAGGCCAAUCUUUGUCCCAUGUUGGAUUAUUUUUGAAAAACCGGUCUUUAGUCAUGGACAACUUUAUGUUGCUAUAUCUAGAGUCAUAA